AUGGUCCGAUCAAGAAGACCCUUGAUGGCCAUGAGCGAUGAUGAGGAAUUCGAAGAUAUCGAUGUCCCGGCCCGAACUAGAAAACCGCGGACCCAGGAUGAUGCACCCAAACGCCGCCUCAAAGAACGCCACCAGUCAGAUUCCGGCGAGAAUAUCAUACCGCCGUCCACGGUGCGGAGGAGAAAAUUGGGAGCGCUGACAGACAAUUUAUUGUUGCAGGCGUGGACACCGAGGAAUGCGGGGGAAGAGUGGGAGACGGAAAGUUUACCACCACGCACGAAUACAGACACCAGACCGCGACGGACGAGGGUCGAGCUGAGGACAAGGACUACAAAGCCGGCUGUCACACUUCCUUCAUCGCCACUCGAUAAGGACGAGGAGUUUGUGUCGGCGAAGGAGGAGGUGACCAUAAUCGAGGAUGUCUCUUUGUUUGACGAUACGUUUCACUCGUGCAACUCGGAGGGGCCCGAAUUUGGCAGCAGCACUGAGAAGGAGGAGGAAGCGGAGGACGACGAAGAAGAUGAGCCCGAGGAUGACGAUGAUGACUUUGUACCGGAUUCCCCGCCCAGGAACGCAGCAAAACCCAAGGUUCGAGGUUUAGGGAAACGGCAGCCAAAACCUUCGAGUGUGGAUAUUUUUGGUGACGAUAGUUUGGACGAUGAGAGCGAAGAUGACGAAGAUGACGAACCGUAUAUCCGAUCAUCAAAGACGAGAGCUUUACGACGUCAAAACACUCAAUCAAGACCCGAGUUGCGGGUAAAAGGGGAGGCGGCUCUCGCUGAUUCCAUGUCAAAACUGCGGUUAGACGGGACCGAAGAUAUUCCAAAGAAAACUUCAACUUUGCAACCAACCAGUGACCUCGAUACCACGCCCCCUUCAACACCUCCCAAACCAAAAUCUCAACCCGGCUUGCUAUCGCCACAAAAACUUCCACGAAUUCCCAAUACACCCCAUCAUCACACCUCCGAAAUGUUUUGGAGCCAGGAAUUUGUUGAUGACUGGAACGACGAGCACUCUCCCCGGAAGCAGCUCUUCCCCGAUGCCAUGGCUGCCCGGCGAGCGAAUCCGGUCAAGGCAAACCCGGAAAAGAAAUCAGGGAAGGCGGCAGAGGCAGCAAAGAAGUCGUCUGAACGCGAGACCAAGAGAGCCUUUGAAAAGGCGAAACAUGAAAUGGCCGCGACGUUUCUCCAAGAACUCGAUACAACCAUCACCGAAGGGAAACUCACCAAACUAGCCGCCUCAACCGGAGGUAUCCAGCUGAUCUGGACCAACAAACUCAACACCACCGCGGGGCGUGCCAACUGGAAGCGCGAAACCAUCUACACCCGCGCAGCGGAUGGCAGUUCCGCCACAACCACAAAGUACCACCAUCACGCCUCCAUCGAACUCGCCGAGAAGGUCAUCAACGAUCCGCACCGCUUGCUCAACGUUCUCGCCCACGAGUUCUGCCACCUCGCCAACUUUAUGGUUAGCGGUGUGACCAACAACCCGCACGGGCGCGAGUUCAAGGCAUGGGCAGCACAGUGCUCGCGACAUUUUGGAGACCGUGGCGUGCAAGUCACCACCAAGCACUCAUACGACAUCGACUUCAAAUAUGUCUGGACAUGUACGGCGUGUGCAACCGAAUUCAAGCGCCAUUCGCGCAGUAUUGAUCCCGCCCGGCAUCGGUGCGGGAGCUGUAAGAGUGCGCUGGUGCAGACGAAGCCUGUGCCGAGGAAGAGCGGUGGUGGGAAGAAAGACGGAGGCGGUGGGGAUGGGAAGGAAAGUGGGACGGAGAAGGUGAAGGUAGUCAGUGAGUGGCAGGCGUUUGUGAAGGAGCAGAUGCGAGUGGUGAAGGCGGAGAACCCGAAGAGUCCGCAGAAGGAGAUCAUGAAAAUCGUGGCGAGUCGGUGGGCAGUCAAGAAAAGUGAGGCAGCUGCAGCUAAAGCAGCGUCGGGCUCGUUGGCUUCGCCUGAUCGGAAACUAGAAGAUGUGGAAGGGGGGAUGGGAGAACUUUCGGUUUAA
Molecule: messenger RNA, 2004 nt
Organism: Dichotomopilus funicola
Lineage: Eukaryota; Fungi; Ascomycota; Sordariomycetes; Sordariales; Chaetomiaceae
Product: SprT-like family-domain-containing protein
Exons: 2
Coding region: 1-2004 (667 amino acids)
Cellular component (GO): nucleus
Source: RefSeq, a predicted model, not a curated record